AUGCCAACCGAACGGGCCGCCGGCCCGCAGCCGAUGGACAUGGCCGAGGAGGACGAGGAUAUUGACACUGACGCCUCCACGGAGAUCGAGGUGGCCGAGCAGGAGGAGGAUCUGCUGCUUGAUGAUGAGACGACCCUCGGCGUGCUCUCUCGUCUCCUGCCCCGCCAAACAUUCUGGGACACGUUCACCGAGAGCCAGGUCGUCAAGAUGACAUUCCUCUGCGGCGCCGACACGAUCGGCUCGUUCACGAUGAUCUUCAUGAAAUAUGGGACUGCCGCCUACACGCCCCUAUUCACCCUGCUGUUCAUCUUCGGCAUCCCGCUGCUGUGCAUGGAGGUGUUCCUCGGCCAGUACACCUCGCAGAACCCUUUGACCCUCUACAAGCGCAUGGUGCCCGCCCUCGAGGGCCUCGGCCACUCGAUCACCAUCCUCAACUUCAUCCUCAUAGGCGCACAAGUUCAGCAAGCUGCACUUUAUACUGGUCUCCUCAUCGAAACAGCCUCCGUCGGCUCCCGCUUCAAGGGCUACGAUAUGUGCAUGUCAAACUACAACAAUGACCGCUGCAAAAUGGCCUACCAGACCUGCCCAUCGAAUCUGCCGCUCCUCCUCGACAACCAGUGCACCACCAACACCAGCUACAAGUACAACCUGUACACCACACAGAGAUUCCGCGGCAUCCUCGGCGAAGAGAACCAGCAAUGGGUGCGCAGCGACAUGUCGUCAUCGGGGGUGAUCACGUACUCGGGCAUCUGGCUCUUUCUCCUCCUCGUCUACUCCAGCGGCAGCUCGCAGGCCAUCAAAACGGUGUCCAUCAUCACGAACACGGCAUUCAUCGCCUACUUCGUCACGUUCCACAUCAUUUGGCGCUUCUACGACCGCCCGUUCAUCUACAUCUACCCGGAGUUCUUCCAAAAUUCAACCAACUGGCGUGAUCGAGUGAGGACCUCCGACGGGACAGACAACAACAUCACCUACCAGUACGCCGAACCGCACAAAGCGAACAGGAUCGACGAUCGGGUGGCCGGCCUCUCCUCGAUCGAGAUUGAGCACGAGCUGCAGAUGACCAAACCGCCCGACUUUGCCAUGUGGAUCAGUGUCGGCUGCCAUAUUCUCACCUCGUUCGGCCUGGGCGAUGGCGGCAUCCUGACGAUCGCCUCCCAUCAGACGUUCUCCACCUGGAUUCUGUUCUUGACGGCCGUCAUGUUUUGGGACUGGAGCUUGAACUGCUUGAUUUCAUGCUUCUUCUCCCUUGAGCUGGAACUGCCUGAUAGCGGGUUUCUUAUCCAACUUCAGCUUCUGUGCUCGAGCAUGAACUGCUUGAUUUCGUGCUCCUUUUUAUCUGAAGUGUAUGCUAUUGAGCUUGAGCUUCUAAAGCGUGGCAAGAUGCAGCUCCUCAUCCAGCUUGAGCCUGAAUGGCUCAAAAACGUCGCCCACUCAUCCCUUUCCAGUGACGCCUUCGCACUGGCCGUCGGCUACGCCAUCAUCCCCAUCGGCAUGGCGUACAUGCUGAAUUGGCAUAUACUCACCGUACUGGUGGCGUUGGUGCGCGAGUCGAGGGGCCUCGAGAAAGGGAGGGAAAUCAUGCACCGAGCUUUUGACCUGUUCGUCGAGCGGUCCACCUUUCACACCUCCAUGUUCUCGUGGGCGUUCGGGAUGUUGUCUUUCAAGGACUACGACCUCGGUCUCCUCCUCAUCUUUUCCAUCUGCGGCCUGUUGUUGACCAUCAGCAGUGUGCUGAUCCGCUUCGAGAUCAUCGUCGGCUCGCUGUCCGAGCAGCUCGUCGGCCAGCCGAUUACUGUACAUAAGUGCCUCCUUCGCGCCGUCAUCUUCAUCGGGUUCAUGUUCAUGCUCGUCACCACCCACCAGAUGGGCCUCUUCUACCUCGAGGCCUUCUACAAGUACGGGCUCGUCAUGUCGGUCGGCAUGAUUUUGACCUUGGAGCUGAUCCUGGUGCUGAUCUACGGCCCUCGCCGCGUCUUUGCCAACAUGAACGCCAUGCAGUUGAGCUGGCCAUCGGUGCGCCGCUCGAUCCGCCUGCGCCGCGCCCUCGAGGUGGUCAACAUUGUGGUGAUCUGCAGCUGGGUGCUGGUGCCGUUCUUCGUCAUCCCCACCGUCAUCACCAACUUCACCACCGAUCUGCCGGCCAACCAGAUCUGGGAUGAGCAGUACUUCAGCUCCAAAGUGUUCGGCUUCCUGGUGGCCCUGGUCGUGCUGAUGCCCGUCGUCUACUUCCUCAUCAAACGGGUGUACCUGAAAUACCGUAACAAGACGUCGUGGCGCAUGGAGUGGCGCCCGACGCUGCGCCUCUGGGGCCCCCGCAACGUCAAGGACAGGGUACUUGCCGGCCACGUCGAGCUCGAGUUUGGCAUCAACGAG
Molecule: messenger RNA, 2376 nt
Organism: Mesorhabditis spiculigera
Lineage: Eukaryota; Metazoa; Nematoda; Chromadorea; Rhabditida; Rhabditidae
Source: the annotation of a GenBank genome assembly